CGUAGGUGAGGAGGAAGAAGAGCAGCGCUCAGAAGGUAAGGAACAAACUGAGAACAAGGAGGGUACUGAGAAAACCGAGUCAGCCGCACCACUCGGCAGAAAAGAGAUGCACGUGAUCUCCGAGAAGAAACGCAGAGAGGCAAUGCGGGAGAAGUACGCAGAACUGAUUGGACUCAUACCGUCGUGCGAUGAGAAGACUACGAAGUUGGAUGUGCUCGGCAAGGCGGCGGACUACAUCGCCUACGUGAAGGAGAAAAUAGACAAAGCAAAACAAGAGCACGACAUGUAUGUACGCUUGGUAGAAAAGCUGGGUCCUAAUGGAAUGAACAAUCCUAUGGGUGCGAUGGCACAUCCGGGCGAGCCGCCGCGAAUGCCAACAAUCGAUCCCAGGAAUUACAACGUCAAUACGUUCAUAUUUGGGAACAAGCCGAUGUAGCUCGGCUGAAUUUCUCAUUUUAAAUAAACAGCGGAAAUUAAUCAUUCGGGCAUUUGCUUGUCCUUUUUAGUCUUGGGACUUUUACUAUGCUGACUGCGAAACUUCCGAGCAAGUGCUAUUUUUGUGUAUAUGACCCCCACGAGGGAUGUGAUUGUUCACGAUAUGGCGCGGAUUUUUAGAGAGCAUACGGGGUUGAUCUCUGUGGCGUGUUUAAGUGAGUUCAUUGCCUCAAAAGGGGUAAUAUAUGUCUGUAAGCAUCGUCAUACAUCA
This is a messenger RNA of Sphaeroforma arctica JP610, 706 nucleotides long. RefSeq lists its product as hypothetical. The record is from RefSeq and is a predicted model, not a curated record. The transcript is spliced from 3 exons. Gene Ontology annotation, molecular function: protein dimerization activity; DNA-binding transcription factor activity. The annotation marks the transcript as partial. Gene Ontology annotation, cellular component: RNA polymerase II transcription regulator complex. Lineage: Eukaryota; Ichthyosporea; Ichthyophonida. Gene Ontology annotation, biological process: positive regulation of transcription by RNA polymerase II.